GUACUUUUAAUUGACUAAAACGUAAAUAUUUCACCCACCACUGAACAAAGCAACCCCAGUCGUCCCUUGUAGCUGUAAUGACAGGAUUCUGAUCUGAAAACUUCCUGUGAAGGAGGCAGUGCUGUCUCUCCUGCAGAGACACCGCCUGGCUGUUGUUGUUUACGGUCAGACUGAUGGAAAGUAGGUCAUGGGAAAAUGAAGCGUAGCUAGCCUCUCGUUUAACUGUGUGCAUUAACUAUCAAGGACCAACGUCUGCGUGGUGUUGUCAGUGCUUUUCCGUGAAUGCUGCUCGUGAACAGCAGGCAGCAGCUGGACUGAAACCUGAACUGACGGUCAGGCUCUAGUACUGGUGAGACUUUGUUUCUGCCAUGUCCAGGCGAAGCAGGAAUAGUCGUGCAUGGCGAUAUGUUUGGGGUGGGAUACGGCGUGACGCUGAUGCCCGGGCACUGCUGAUGGCCUCUGAAAGUGAAGAAUGGAGGUAUGACCACAUAGAGUACAGCGAUUCAGACUCUGAAGCAGACUUUUCAGCAGUGAUGGUUCCUCCUGUCCCCAGUGCAGUGCCCGUCACCGGAGAGUCCUACUGUGGCUGCGAUUCCCAGGCUGAGACUAACUACAACCCUCGUCUGCGAGGUUUUCACCAAGUUAAAGACUGCCACUGUGGAGAGGACGACCAAGAGUUUGACUGGGUUUGGGAUGUCAACAGCCGAUCCACAGCAACGUUACUGAGCUGCGACAAUCGCAAAGUGAACUUCCACUCUGAAUACAGCUGUGGGACAGCAGCCAUCCGUGGCUCCAAGGAGCUGGCUGAAGGGCAGCACUUCUGGGAGAUCAAGAUGACAUCCCCAGUGUAUGGAACUGACAUGAUGGUGGGCAUCGGAACUUCUGAUGUCAAUUUAGACAAAUACAGGCACACGUUCUGCAGCCUGUUGGGAAAAGAUACAGACAGCUGGGGUCUUUCGUACACUGGCUUGUUGCAUCAUAAAGGCGACAAGAUGAACUUCUCCUCCCGGUUCGGACAGGGGUCCAUCAUUGGAGUCCACCUGGACACGUGGCACGGCACACUCACUUUCUUCAAGAACCGCAAGUGUAUAGGUGUUGCUGCCACAGAGCUACAAAACAAGAGGUUUUAUCCGAUGGCAUGCUCCACAGCAGCAAAGAGCAGCAUGAAGGUGAUCAGAUCCUGCUCUGCGCCCACCUCCCUGCUCUACCUUUGCUGCGCUCGCCUUCGGCAGCUGCUGCCUGACUGUAUAGACACCCUGGAUGUGUUGCCACUGCCACCAGGCCUACGUCACUUGCUCCACAACAAACUGGGUUGGGUGCUCAGCCUCAAUAGUGGCGCCACGGAAGAAACCCCAGAUGGGCUUGAGCGCCCCUCGUGCUUGCCUGCCCCCGCGCUGGCUGGACCGUCCUCCUCUGAGAGUGACUCAGAGGGUUGUACGUCUGACCCAGAAGCCUGUCAGAGGAAGAGAUGUCGCUGGACAUGACUGGACGGCUCGAUUCCUACCUCCUCCAAAACACUGGUGGAUGUUUAUUGUCCUAUAGCAUCUAAUCUAGUGUUUCCUGCCUGCCUCAAGCUUUCCUCAACAUCACUGUUGUCCAGGAGUGAAGUAAAUCAGCAGGGUCGGAGUGGUACGUAGGUGGAAAACUGCCCUGGCGGUAUUCCUGCCUGCACGUUUUUACUGUGAUCUUCUCUCAUGCCAUUCAGACGUCUUCAUGCUCAUCAGUAUCCAAACCAGCUUCAGUGAAAAGAUGUUAUUUUGUUAGUUAGCAUAACUCUUUGCCAGGCGUGUAUGGGGAUUAGUGAAAUGGUGCAGGAAUAGACUGUACAGUGCAAAACUGAAGUCAAGGGUGGUAUAUUCGGGGAAAGGGUGGGGUUUCAAAAAUGAGAGACAGUAUAUUUUUUGUUUUCAUCUAGUAUGCAAAUAAUGUUUAUUGUUCUCAGCCUAAAUGCUAUCAAUGCAUUGUCAAAGUAAUCUCCUACCUGUUGUACUGGCAUCUGCAAUUUCCUGUUAGGUCGCCAAUUUGAGAGUCAGUGGGUUGCUGUCCCCCGUGAGUGGAACAGACAGGAAGUGACAUUUCUUAUCCGCAAGUUACAGCUCGAAAAACAAAAACUUCAACCGACAAAAAUGAUCAGAUGGUUAAAAAACUUGUGUGUUAGAGUGGGUGGAAAGAACCUGAAUGUCCUUUGCAGCUUUUAGUUGUCCAAAAAUUAAAAUAUUCCUUUUAGUCUUUUGUAGAACAAACAUCAUCUCCAAACAAUACACAUGAUUCCUCAUCAGAUCAUUCUUCUUGAGAGACUUGAGAAAAAAAGUUGAACGUUUGUUACGUUUACAGCAAGAAUUGCCUGUUGAAACUAAGUAUACAUUUUCAUUUAUUAUUGACACAUUUUAAGUGACGUUUCAUCGCUGUAACACCUUAUCUUUAGAGAUUUUUAAAAAGUUAGUUGCUUCGACAAAACAUGAAAUUAUGAGCAGUUUUAAUGUUGAACUUUUUAUGCAAGGGUGAUCUUUUGAUUUUCCCAAGGACUCUAUUGUAAUUCAUUAAGGUCGCAGCACUCUAUUCUAAAUCCUUUUAGUAUCAAACACUGGGCUCCUGUUGGUCUAAAAGGUUGUAAAAAAAUUCCUUAUUUUUCCAUUAAAGAUAGGGUCUGCGAUUCUGAUCCAAUACACGUCUUUUUGUCAAAUUCAGCGGAAAUCUCCUCACCCACCGCUAGCUGUCAGUUCUGUGUGUGUGCUGAAAAAAAUAUGUUUGAACACGGCCCUGGCUCUGCAAACGGGAAACAAAGUGGCUCAGAUGGAGCCACACAACAAUAUUCCAACCAUUCCAGCCGUGAUUUGUGUGUCAGUGGACGUUAAUUGACUUGCCCACGGACAUUCAGCUCACUUACCAGUUUGCCAAGACAUGCUGCUGCUGCGAUGUUAGCUGUUGUAGCAGGAGGACAGUUGUGUGGAUCGCUGGCUCUGGGACCGUCCCGUCCUCUCUGCAUGUUCACUUCGCAGCAGCAACUGUAGCGAAAGUUUGCUAACCCACAACUUAGCUAACAUUAGAUUCAUUACUUGCUGUGUCAUUGUUUGGUAUUUGUCAUGGUAUUGGGUUUUUCCAUUCGCAUGUCGCACCUUUUUUUUAAAGGAGAAAACCGGCUGUGGUCGGUUUACUUGUUGUAAUACUGUCUGGUGACUAUCACAAUUGUGACUGAAGCUGUGGAUUUAGCCAUAUUUUAUCAUGAUUGACAACAUAUUGGGCACAUGACAGCACAGUAGAGAGGUGGAUUAUGUUGCUGGAGUGGUUUGCAACGUUUGUUUGGAUGUUUUGAUACUUAUUUGAUUUUUAUUUUAUUUUUUUCCCCUCCAGGAAAUUCACAAAAUACAAACAUUUUACAUACACCUUUCAAGCCUACAGGGGCUGAGUGAUGUCGAGAUCAAUUUAAAUGUUAAUUAAUCUAGAAUGACUGAAGAGGGGAACGUUACCCCUGGGUCAGAUAUGUAAAUAACUCUUAUUUUUAGUUCCUUAGGAGUAUCAAACCAUUACUUAAUUAUUAAAAUAGUGUUUGACCCAGGUGUUGAAGCUACACAGUAUGCCAACUGCUGCCUCAGCCACCAGUCUUUGAUCAUGUUGUUGGUUUAAGUAGACAUACACAGAGGCUUAAGGUACUAUGCAAUACCAGCAUUUUCAGCAGGUUUUCAGAAGGAAUGGGUGUUUUAGGAUGAGAUUAUGGAGUCGCAGACACAGCAACAGUGGUUAAGAUACCAGAGGACCAUGCUCAUUAGUUGUGUAACGCUUCACCAGAUUUAUCCCUAUAGAUUUAUUAAUGGAACUACCAAGGGGAUAGUUUUAGUCCAGCAAAUGUAUUUUUGUGUUAUUUCACAGUAUUUGUCUUCACGUUGAUGCAUCCGAACACUUUUUCUUACUGUUGUACUGUAAGUGUUUCUUCUAUACCAUGUCAUAAUAAUACUGUAUGUGAAGGCCUUUACUCGCCUUUUUCUCUAUAACUUAUCAGCAUGAUUUUCAGCUGAAAAUAAAAUGAAUGCUAAAUAAGGA
Micropterus dolomieu (smallmouth bass) is the source of this 4038-nucleotide messenger RNA. RefSeq names its product splA/ryanodine receptor domain and SOCS box containing 3a (gene spsb3a). The coding region runs from base 369 to 1484 and encodes 371 amino acids. Gene Ontology annotation, biological process: proteasome-mediated ubiquitin-dependent protein catabolic process. Lineage: Eukaryota; Metazoa; Chordata; Actinopteri; Centrarchiformes; Centrarchidae. The record is from RefSeq and is a predicted model, not a curated record. Gene Ontology annotation, cellular component: SCF ubiquitin ligase complex. The transcript is spliced from 7 exons. Gene Ontology annotation, molecular function: protein binding.